Nannospalax galili (Upper Galilee mountains blind mole rat) is the source of this 1941-nucleotide messenger RNA. It is a transcript of the gene Aurka, whose product is annotated as aurora kinase A. Gene Ontology annotation, biological process: meiotic cell cycle; mitotic cell cycle; centrosome cycle. Gene Ontology annotation, molecular function: protein kinase activity; ATP binding. Lineage: Eukaryota; Metazoa; Chordata; Mammalia; Rodentia; Spalacidae. The record is from RefSeq and is a predicted model, not a curated record. The coding region runs from base 127 to 1287 and encodes 386 amino acids. Gene Ontology annotation, cellular component: spindle microtubule; spindle pole centrosome; spindle midzone. The transcript is spliced from 9 exons.
ACGGCUUAGCGCACCAUACGUCACGGAAUGUCGCGUUCACGGUGAGCCAAUCACAGAGCGGCGUCGCUCAGACUCUGGCCAAUCAGCUUCCGGAGGAGAGGUUUAACUCCUGGUUUAAAAGGUGUCAUGGAUAGAUCUAAAGAAAACUGCGCUUCUGGGCCCAUUAAGGCUUCAGUUCCCUUUGGUGACGGUCCGAAACGUGUCCUGGUGACCCAGCAGUUUCCUUCUCAGAACCCAGGAUCUGCAAGCACUGGCCAGGCCCAGCGGGUCCUGUGCCCUUCCAAUGCCACCCACCGAGGUCCUUCACAAGCACAAAAGCUCGUCUCCAGUCAGAAACCGGUACCCAAGCAGUUGCAGCCUGUCUCCCGGCUGAGUAACCCUCAGAAGAGCGAGCAGCCUGAAGCCUCUGGAAAUCCUGAAAAGGAACGAGCAUCCAAACAGAAAAGUGAAGACUCAAAAAAACGGCAGUGGACUUUGGAAGAUUUCGACAUUGGCCGGCCCCUGGGUAAAGGAAAGUUCGGUAAUGUUUAUUUGGCAAGGGAGAAGCAGAGCAAGUUUAUCCUGGCCCUGAAGGUGCUGUUUAAAGCCCAGCUGGAGAAAGCCGGGGUGGAGCACCAGCUCCGGAGAGAAGUGGAGAUCCAGUCCCACCUGCGGCACCCUAACAUUCUCAGGCUAUACGGCUAUUUCCAUGAUGCCACCAGAGUGUAUCUUAUUCUAGAAUAUGCACCCCUUGGCACGGUCUACAGAGAGCUCCAGAAACACUCCAAGUUUGACGAGCAGAGAACUGCCACUUAUAUCACUGAGUUGGCGAAUGCUCUGUCUUACUGUCAUUCGAAGAGAGUCAUCCAUAGAGACAUCAAGCCUGAGAACCUGCUUCUUGGAUCAAACGGAGAACUGAAGAUCGCAGACUUCGGGUGGUCUGUACAUGCGCCGUCUUCCAGGAGAACCACGCUGUGUGGCACCCUGGACUACCUGCCCCCUGAGAUGAUCGAAGGCCGCAUGCAUGAUGAGAAGGUGGACCUCUGGAGCCUGGGCGUCCUCUGCUAUGAGUUCCUGGUUGGGAUGCCCCCUUUUGAGGCGCAGACGCAUCAGGAGACAUACAAAAGGAUAUCACGGGUUGAAUUCACAUUCCCUGACUUUGUGACAGAGGGAGCCAGGGACCUCAUUUCAAGACUGUUAAAGCAUAAUGCAAGCCAGAGGCUAACACUAGCAGAGGUCCUUGAACACCCCUGGGUAACAGCAAAUUCAUCAAAGCCACCGACAUGCCAAAAAAGCAAAUUGUCAUAGGAAAUCCUGAGGACCACCCCACAAUUUUUGGGAACAUGCCACUGAGACGUCCCAAGCUGUCAUCAGCACCCUCAGCCACUGCACUGCACAGGCAGCUCGGCCUGCUGUACAGAAAGCCCUUCCUUAGCACAUGUGGCUUUACCCGGGCCCCCAGAAACAAUGUACUUUCACUAAUCUGGAGGCAAGUUUGCCUGCAGCUGUCCCCACAGCCUAUGCUGGGCAAGUUGGCCAUGUGGGAGAUGAGUCUCAUUGUGGGGAAAGUUGCCACUUGACCCUGCUUCCCCAGUGAUUGCCUGUGUUGUAGACUUCAAGUGCUACGUGUGCGUGUAAUUUAUUGGGUUGCCAGGGCUGGGAAAGCUGUAAAAAUGUGGUUUUCUUUUAAAUGUUAAAAUAAAGAUAUGGUUUUCUUUUAAAUUGUUAAAUGAAGAGUUAUAUGAACUCUGUUUUUCCUUCAGUGGUGAUCUCCAAUGUUUCGCAUCCUAAAGUCUGACUGGGAUUCUCAUUCUCUGUGUAUAGGAACAUGUGCUCUACCUCUGUCUUGACUUGAUUGGGACAUGGAAGACACCCAGUGUCUCAGCUGUAUCUAAAUGUCAAGGACCCUUAUGUUGGAAUUAUGUCAUGUGCAAACUUGUUAAAUAUAUAAAUUCAUCUAUC